UCAUAGGCCACAAGAAGGAAUAUGAUAAACCAUCAAUCAAUCUAAACCCAACCACUUAUGAACUCAAAUUCACCACCACUUAGUUCACACAAUAUCCUAAUCAGCAAACCCGUUGAGGAAGCGUGUUAAUAACGUAUAUUUGAACGUUAAAUACCCGGGAGAAAUGAACCCGAAACCACCACAUUUUAAUACACUUGUUGAGUAUGCAAUAAGGAUUCUCCACCAAAGAUUUAGGAGACCCCUUUUGAUAAAAUCUCAUAUCAUAUAUCUUACUUUCUCCCUACCUUCUAUUACUUUUGUCCUACAAGUUUCAUCUAUAUUAUAGAUAUUGUUUAGAAUUCACUUGCAUCUCUCUCUCUCAACUCUCAACACACACAAAACACACACAGAAAACACACACACCCAAAAUGGUUUUGGCUAUUUCAAAAACGGAGGAUAAAGAUGACGCGGUUGAUUUCAAAGGAAACCCCGUUGACAACUCGAAAACGGGUGGGUGGCUUGCAGCCGGGCUCAUUUUAGGCACUGAGCUCUCGGAAAGAAUAUGUGUGAUGGGGAUAUCGAUGAAUCUGGUGACGUAUUUGAUUGGAGAAUUGCAUCUUUCUUCGUCGAAGUCAGCGAACAUCGUGACAAACUUCAUGGGAACUCUCAACAUUUUAGCUUUGUUUGGAGGAUUCUUGGCAGAUGCUAAACUUGGUAGAUACUUGACCAUUGCUAUCUUUGCAUCCAUUUGUGCAUUGGGUGUGACACUAUUGACCCUAGCAACAACACUUCCGAGCAUGAAACCACCACACUGUGACCACCCAAGAAAACAGCAAUGCAUAGAAGCUAGCGGAAAUCAACUCGUGCUACUUUAUGUAGCUCUUUACACCAUAGCAUUAGGCGGUGGGGGCAUCAAGUCAAACGUUUCAGGUUUCGGUUCAGACCAGUUUGAUACUUCCGAUCCAAAGGAAGAAAAGGCAAUGGUCUACUUUUUCAACCGGUUCUAUUUUUGCAUUAGUCUUGGGUCUCUUUUUGCGGUGACGGUUUUGGUGUAUAUACAAGAUAAUGUGGGUCGAGGAUGGGGUUAUGGGAUAUCCGCGGGUACUAUGAUUAUUGCUGUUAUCAUUUUGUUGUGUGGUACCACUUUAUAUCGGUUUAAGAAACCACAAGGGAGCCCGCUAACGGUUAUAUGGAGGGUGGUGUUUUUGGCUAUAAAGAAUAGGAGCCUUCCGCACCCUGCAAACCCGGGAUUCUUGAAUGGAUAUAGCGACUCGAAAGUCCCACACACGACUAAAUUCAGGCCUCUUGAUAAAGCUGCAAUACUACAUGAUUAUGCAAAUUCAGAGGAAAACAGAAAUAAUCCAUGGAUAGUUUCAAGUGUAACACAAGUUGAAGAAGUCAAAAUGGUCAUAAGUCUAAUCCCCAUUUGGUCAACAUGCAUCCUCUUUUGGACAGUCUACUCUCAAAUGAACACAUUCACCAUUGAGCAAGCUACACUCAUGAACCGAAAAGUUGCAAACUUUAGCAUACCCGCAGGCUCAUUUUCGGUUUUCCUAUUCAUAUCGAUUCUCCUCUUUACAUCUCUUAACGAACGCGUCACUGUCCGUUUAGCCCGAAAAAUUACCGGUGACCCCAAAGGGCUCAGAAGUUUACAAAGAAUUGGAAUAGGUCUUGUCCUUUCUGUUGUAGGAAUGAUCGCCUCUGCUAUCGUUGAGAAAAGAAGGCGGAUAAUGCACGUAAACGAAAAGACGGACAUUUCGGCUUUUUGGUUGGUCCCGCAAUUCUUUUUGGUUGGUGCCGGUGAAGCUUUUGCGUACGUGGGUCAACUUGAAUUUUUCAUUAGAGAAGCACCCGAAAGAAUGAAGUCAAUGAGUACGGGUUUAUUUUUGAGUACUUUGGCUAUGGGUUAUUUCAUGAGUAGCGUGUUAGUGUCGUUAACUGACAUGGCAACAAACGGGAGUUGGUUAACGAAUAACUUAAACAAAGGCAAACUCGAAAACUUCUAUUGGCUGCUUGCGAUUCUCGGAUUUAUUAACUUUCUCGCCUUUUUGGUUUUGGCAUCUCGACACAGGUAUAAAGUGCAGAAUUAUAUCGGAGGUGACGAUGGUGAGAAAAAAGAUACCGAAAACUGGAAUAUAACGAAUAUUGAGAUGGGUAAUGAUAUUGAGGUAAAGAAAGCCGCCAUUGGUACGAAAGAAGAAGCUUAGUGAAUAUAUUUAUGUAUUAGAUUACUUUUAUAGCUUGAAAUUAGAUACUUUGUGUUAUUAUUUUUGUAAACUAUUGAUAGAUUCUAUUUCUUUUGUAAUUCAUCCUACAACUGCAACAUGUUUAUUUAAAAAGAUGAUGUAGGUCAUAAGUUUUUAGUUUCGCG
This is a messenger RNA of Helianthus annuus (common sunflower), 2350 nucleotides long. Its product is annotated as protein NRT1/ PTR FAMILY 6.4. The transcript is spliced from 4 exons. NCBI's taxonomy places the organism in Eukaryota, Viridiplantae, Streptophyta, Magnoliopsida, Asterales, Asteraceae. Gene Ontology annotation, biological process: response to nitrate; transmembrane transport. Bases 408 to 2186 code for a protein of 592 amino acids. Gene Ontology annotation, cellular component: membrane. Gene Ontology annotation, molecular function: nitrate transmembrane transporter activity. The record is from RefSeq and is a predicted model, not a curated record.